CCGCCAUAUUGGACCGGGCAACUUUCCAUAACUCUCAGAAGACUGGACUGGCAAGAAGAUGCCUCAUUCGUGUGCAGCUUGGGGGUGUACAAACCGUUACACAAUCCAAACCAGAUCUCGGGGAAUUACCUUUCACAAGUUUCCCAAAGAGAAAGAGUUGAGGAGGCAGUGGGAAGUAGCUGUAAGAAGGGAAGGUUUUCCCGCCAGUGAGUGGUCCGUGCUCUGCAGUGAGCACUUCAAGCGGGAGGACUUUGACAGGACAGGUCAGACUGUCCGGAUCAGAGAUGCAGCUAAACCAUCUGUCUUCUUCUCAUCUCCAAAGAGUAGGUGUCCAGUGGCAACCAGGACAACACAAACCUCAAGGAAGGCUGAAGAGAGCCUGUCAGUGGACUGUUCUUUGCAUUUCCAAGAGACUGAACCUCUGCCUAAUGUUGACCACUCCUAUGCAUUGCCUGCAUCUCCCGCUGUUCUAAAGGCCAGACUCAGUGAAGCCUUGGCUAGGGUGGAGAGUCUGGAGCGAGAGACGAGGAACGCGAAGGACCGUGAACGGAGGGCAAAGAACACGGUGCAUGGUCUUCUGGAGGAUCUGAGGGGGAAGAACCUCAUAAAUGAAGAGCUGAAAGAGAGGCUCAAUUUCUACUCGGAUCUUCCAAUAGACCUCCUGUCAAAACAGGGCCAUGAGUUCACAAAAGACCAGAGGGAGUUUGCCCUAACUCUCCACCUACAUGGUCCAAAAGCGUAUAACUAUCUGAGAGAGGCUCUCCAUUUUAACCUCCCACAUCCACAUACAUUGCAAAGGUGGACGAGUUCUGUGGAUGCCAUGAUUAUGUUGGACAUGUUGAAAAGAAGACAAGAGGAAGACCCGCUAAAUAUGGAUGUGUGACUCAUGUUGGAUGCCAUGGCUGUCAAAAAACAUGUCCAGUACAAUCCUCAUACCCAGAAAAUGUCUGGAUUUGUGGAUAUGGGGGGUGGACUAUGACUGAAACAACAAACCAUAGAACUCUGAAUAACAGGAAGAGUAAAUUCUCAUAGCAUCUUUUCUAGUCAAAAUUCUUAGGUAUUCAGUGUAUUUAUUUCAGACAACAGCUACCUUCAGUGUACAUUGCAGUACAGAAUAGUGGUUACAAGAAAGUGGUGGUAUUCUCUGAAUGUCUGUUAUUGAUGUUUUCACACCAUUCUGUGUAUUAAAAAAAAAAAAACAGGGAACAAUUUGACUUGUGAAGGGUAAAUGGCUUGCACAACAAAUGAACUGUUGUUAAUGUAAAACGGUGGUGGUCAACAAAGGCUGCAACUGUUUCAGGUACUCAUGCCAAAUUAUGGCCUUAAUUACUUAAUUAGCUCUAACAUUUGCACCAUCUUGAUACGUGCAUGAAUGUCAAACGAAGACUGCUCGUGUCCCUAUAUGAAACAUUUUCUGUGAUCUUAUCUACAAGUGAAUAAGCAUAGGUGUAUACAAGCCAUUAGCUAAUUUAACCAGGGUAAAUGGUGGAAACACAAAUCUGCAUAUACACCAGCCCACUAGGACCAGGAUUGCAUAGGCGUUAGAAUUUCAGCUAGCAAAGAUGGCAGCUGUUCAUGUUUGUAUAAGUAUGUUGUUACAUAUUUUUGUUAAAUUAGCCACGUUUAUUUGCUAUGAUAUAUGAAUCAGAACUUAUGGUUUGACUAAAUAUAAUUGGACAACCAUUCUGAAAAAAACAAAAUAAGUACUAGUUGAUGCCAUAAUUUAA
This is a messenger RNA of Anguilla rostrata (American eel), 1727 nucleotides long. RefSeq names its product THAP domain-containing protein 6-like. The coding region runs from base 59 to 883 and encodes 274 amino acids. The transcript is spliced from 6 exons. NCBI's taxonomy places the organism in Eukaryota, Metazoa, Chordata, Actinopteri, Anguilliformes, Anguillidae. The record is from RefSeq and is a predicted model, not a curated record.